AUGACAACAACUAAAAUAGUUGCAUCAUUUCCACCAAAACCUAGUCCAACAACAUCACCAACGUCACUAUUACCUUUAGUGACAGAAUCUAUUCGAGCAACACCAACAAUAGAUGAUAAUCUAUCGACUAUAGAUGAUGAUAUGAACUAUUCGGAAGAUGACGAAUUAGCUGCUGGUGAUGCACAACAAGCCGAAGAGCAUGGAGAAAAAAUAGUUUUUCUUCGAAAACGUAUACGAAAAUUAUUACUUAAAUAUCCAUCGGGUGUAUGGCUUUCAAGUGUUCAUAAACUCUAUCAGAAAUUAUUCAAUGAUAGCUUAAAUCUUGAGGAAUUCAAAUUAAAAAAUUUAAUGGUGUUUUUUGAUUGUGUAUCUGAUUUUAUUGACUCACGCCGUGAUCGACUACCUGAUUCAACUGAUCGACUUUUCUCACUUAAAAAAAAAUUUAUUGAGGCAACUAAACGAGAACAACAAACAUUUGAUCAAAUCAAGACGCCUACUAUCUUGUCUACUAUCAAUGAUGAUUCGAAUACAAUCAGUACAAAUCAAAAUUCAUUUAGACACAUAAGAAAUGAAAUAGAUCGACCAUUAGUCGAUUUGUCAUCAUUUGUUUCAUUCGAUUUUCAAUAUAAACAAUUGAAAUAUGAGACAAAUGAACCAUUCGAUGGAUUUUUAGGUACUGUAGAAAAUCCAUGGAAUAUUCACAUUGGAAAUAUACAGUUUAUACCAAAACGUGACAUUAUGAUGGCUGAAUUACAAGAUCAUUAUAAGCAAAUAUCAAAUGAAUCAAUAUAUGUAAUCCCAUUUGAACAAAUACAACCAAAUUUAUCUUGUAUUUAUUGUGAUGACGAUGAUACAUAUUAUCGCUCAGCUAUAAUACAAAUAGAUCAAAUAGCUAAUCCUGAUAUAAUAAUAUUAAAAAUCUAUCUUGUGGAUUAUGGUGUAAUUAUCUCUGAUAUAAAAUAUCAUAUAAAUUCAACAAAUUUAAAAUUUCUUCAUAAAAAUUUUUCAACAUUACGAACAGAAAUUUAUGAUUGUCGUCUAGCUAAUAUUCAUUAUCCACAAACAUCUAUUCAAUGGCAUGAGGAUGCAUCUCAAUUUAUUAAUAAUUUUAUUCGUGGAAUGGAUUUUUCAGUUGAAAUGAUAGGUUAUAUGAAUCCAUUUUAUUGUAUUUAUUUAUGGAUUGAACAAAAAUCAAUAAAUGAAUUACUUGUUCAACAUGGUUAUGCUAUUGAAUUUGAUGAUUCAAAAUAUUCAACUUUUCAACCAAUUUCAUCGGAUUUACAAACAAUACCAAAUAUACAAUCAACAAUAAAUAAUAAUUAUAUUGAUGAACACUUAUUAUUAAGACAACGAGAUAAUAAUAUUGAGUUUAAUAUUGAAGAAAAUAAUUUAAAACAUUUUAUUAUUUCAAUCGAUCAUGCAUAUUAUUUUGUUAAGCAUCCAUUUACAAAGAGACCCUGUUUACCAUGUUUUGAAGUAGCACGAUUAUUGAAUAAAGAUGAAAUAUAUGUUACACAAUUGAAUCUUAUUCGGGAAACAACAGUUACUCUAUCGGAAUCAAAUAUACCGUUAUUUAAUGAUUUAUGCUGCUUAUCGGAAUCAAAUAAAUGUCCACAUAUUCAUCGUAAUGAUGAUAAAGCUACAAUUAUACUUUAUGAUCUUAGUGCAAUCAGAGAUCAUUUACGUAAAAUUAAAUUUACAGAAGGUGAUGUUAUCGAUGCAUUCGGUCAAGAAUAUGAUAAUUAUGAAAGACCUGGAUAUUGGAAUGAAAAGAAGAAUCAUUAUAUAAGCAAAGAUAAUCUUCAAGCUCAUCAAGAAGAUUUAUAUCAACGAAAAAAUCUAUUAAAUUUUCGAAAAGAACAAUUGGUUUCAUUAUCUAAAUCUUAUCAAAAUUGUGCAUCUCAAAAUGAAAUACAAGAUAUUGAACAAGAAUUAAAAACUACAAAUGAAAAAUUAUAUUCUAUGGAAAAAAUAUUUCCUUCAACAGUAAAUAAUCAUUUAACACAUCGAUCAUCACCAUCAACACCAAUAUCAAAAAGAAAAUCAUCAAAUAAUAAAAUGCGUGAAACACUCUAUCGUAUAGCACGUCCAUUUGAUCAACAAUUUUCAUUAAAUAUUUGUUUUAAUCAUCAAUUUAUUACAAAUGAAAUCUUUAAUGAUAUUAAUAAUGAUGAUAUUGAAGAACGUUUUCAAGAUUUAAAUCGUAUAACAAAAAAUGUUAUAGAAUUUUUUAUUCUUGAAUCUGAAAUACUCGAUGAAAAUAAUCGUGAAUUAAUCAAUCAAGUACGAAAUAUUUCAUUAAAUAUAACUGAUAAUAAUAUUUCAUUAGAAAAACAUAUUGAAAAUUAUAAUUAUUGUUUGCAAAUUAUUGAACAUUUUCAACCAAUAAUUAAAUAUUGUCUACAACGAACUGAUUUAAUUGAUAUUAUGUGA
Messenger RNA from Rotaria sp. Silwood1, 2433 nucleotides. The record is from the annotation of a GenBank genome assembly. Lineage: Eukaryota; Metazoa; Rotifera; Eurotatoria; Philodinida; Philodinidae.